This is a messenger RNA of Pteropus alecto (black flying fox), 942 nucleotides long. RefSeq names its product olfactory receptor 2Z1. Gene Ontology annotation, cellular component: membrane. Lineage: Eukaryota; Metazoa; Chordata; Mammalia; Chiroptera; Pteropodidae. Gene Ontology annotation, molecular function: olfactory receptor activity; G protein-coupled receptor activity. The coding region runs from base 1 to 942 and encodes 313 amino acids. The transcript has a single exon. The record is from RefSeq and is a predicted model, not a curated record. Gene Ontology annotation, biological process: G protein-coupled receptor signaling pathway.
AUGAGGGAUGUGAAUCAAUCGGUGACCUCUGACUUUUUUCUGGUGGGCCUCUUCAGUCACUCAAGGUCACCACAGCUACUCUUCUCCCUGGUGGCUGCCAUGUUUAUUGUAGGCCUCCUGGGCAACGCUGUCCUGCUCUUCCUAAUCUACAUGGACUCCCGACUCCACACACCGAUGUAUUUCAUGCUCAGUCAGCUUUCCCUGUUUGAUGUCGGCUUCCCGCUGGUCACCAUCCCCAAGAUGGCUUCAGAUUUCCUGCAGGGAGAAGGUUCCAUCUCCUUUGGGGGUUGCGCAGCUCAAAUAUUCUUCCUCACACUUAUGGGCGUGGCUGAGGGCAUCCUGUUGACCCUCAUGUCCUAUGACCGUUAUGUUGCUGUGUGCCGCCCCUUGCAGUAUCCUGUGCUUAUGAGGCGCCAGGUAUGCUUGCUCAUGGUGGGCUGCUCCUGGCUGGCAGGUGUGCUCAACGCCUCCAUCCAGACCUCUGUCACUCUGAACUUCUCCUACUGUGCCUCCCACAUCGUGGACCACUUCUUCUGUGAGGUGCCAGCCCUGCUAAAACUCUCCUGUGCAGACACCUCUGCCUAUGAGUUGGCAUUGUCAAUCUCGGGGGUUCUGAUCCUUGUUCUUCCCCUGUCCCUCAUUACCACCUCUUACGGCCAUGUGUUGGGGGCCGUUCUACGCAUGCGCUCAGAGGAGGCUCGAAAUAAAGCUUUCACCACUUGCUCCUCUCACAUCACAGUCGUGGGGCUGUUUUAUGGCGCAGCAGUGUUCGUGUACAUGGUACCAGGUGCCUACCACAGCCCACAGCAGGAUAACGUGGCCUCCCUCUUCUAUGGCCUCGUCACUCCCAUGCUUAACCCCCUCAUCUACAGUCUGAGGAACAGGGAGGUGCGAAUGGCAUUAGUCAAGGUGCUCAGCAGAGCUGGGCUCAGGCCAAAGUGA